CUGAAAAUUGGGAUUUUAGUACAAGGGGGCGUUGCUUGGCGCGCACACGAAGACCGAGUCAAAGCUGCCAUCGCCAAGCUACCCAAUUUCGCCACUUUCAAUGGCAGACCCACGAGCAUCACUGUCAUCUCUAUCUUCACCGCCGUCUUUGCCUCCCAAUGAUCAGCUACCCAGACGCUUCAAGGUCGUCUGGCGCGUUCUACUGAUCUCCAAUUUCGCCCUUUCAGGGAUUUCUUCUAAGAUAUGGGGUCAUUCGCUGUUUAUGAGGGAGGGACAUGCAUUAGGAUUUUCGAGUAUGCCUACAUGUUUGCAAGUGCAAGGAAGAAAGAUUUGGGGCAAAUGGAGAGUGAUGAAGCAGAAAAAGAUUUGGGUCAACUGGAAAAUGAUGGAAUAGAAAAAUGCAGUGAUAGUGAAAUAAUGGAAAUACCCUCAACGUUUAUGGUGGAUACCACUGGCAUAGUUACAGAGAACAUCCCGGAAGAUCAGCACCAAAAACCAUUCCAUUGGAUUGUUGAUGGUUGGAGAGAAAAAACAGGUUCGAGUAAAAAAUGAAUUGGUAGGUUAGAAGCUGAUUCUUGAACGGCUCAAUGUUCAUCCUCUCAAAACUGAUUUGAUUAGAGCUCAUCCAGGUAAAUAUGUUAUUUCAGGAGACUGAUUCUUGUAGUGAAACCUUCAUUAACCCGGAUAUCUUCUUGUAGAACUUUUACAGAUUUGAUUAACUGUUUAAUGACGAUUCAAGAGAUAAUCUCUGCUCUCUAAAGUUUGAUUCAAUGUUUGUAUUUCAUAUUUUGAUUAAUUGGGCUGUUGUUGAUAAACUAGUUGUAUCUUGUGUUUUGGUUAUAUGUGUUGUAUUUGAU
Cucurbita maxima (winter squash) is the source of this 857-nucleotide messenger RNA. RefSeq lists its product as uncharacterized. The record is from RefSeq and is a predicted model, not a curated record. The coding region runs from base 101 to 394 and encodes 97 amino acids. The transcript is spliced from 3 exons. NCBI's taxonomy places the organism in Eukaryota, Viridiplantae, Streptophyta, Magnoliopsida, Cucurbitales, Cucurbitaceae.